Messenger RNA from Sphaeroforma arctica JP610, 583 nucleotides. RefSeq lists its product as hypothetical. The transcript is spliced from 3 exons. The record is from RefSeq and is a predicted model, not a curated record. Lineage: Eukaryota; Ichthyosporea; Ichthyophonida. The coding region runs from base 97 to 288 and encodes 63 amino acids.
GACGGAUAUGUACAUUUUCAAAGUUCACAGAAUACCCCGGCAUUUACAUACACUACUUUAUUGAACCAGAAAGAGUUAAUUUAUAUUCAUUGCACAAUGGCCAGAAGCAUACCCCGACCCGCUCUCAAUCUCAUGGGCUUCACGCCUAAGCAAAUGCUAGGAUUUGCUCCCACAGCUGCCGCUUGGGGUGUAGCAGGCGCGAGUCUCGCACUUCUGUUCUGGCAACCAACUGCCCUAUUCUCCAAAUUCCCAAUCACUGGCAAGCGUUUGAUCGAGCAAGAGGAGUAAAUUCACGACUUAUGUUCAACAAAAGGGAGGUGGGAGUUAAAGGACCGAUGAAUAAUAUUGUGAUCUCCUCGGGGACGAGUCUAUAUUCUCUCGAUGGAUGAACUUUCGACUUUGCAGUUCAGAGUCAAACUAUUGAAGCGUAUACGAUGGCCUGGACAAAUGGACUUUUAGAGACGUGAAUGAUCGUUGCUCCGUCGGUGCUGUUUUUCUAAUAUUCAGCACUUCGCCUCGUUGUUUUUGCAAUAAACUAUUUCAGAGUCGCGUUGUCUGACUUCGCUGGCUGCACAAAUCCAAA